This is a messenger RNA of Diorhabda sublineata, 4594 nucleotides long. Its product is annotated as tropomyosin-2. Gene Ontology annotation, molecular function: actin filament binding. NCBI's taxonomy places the organism in Eukaryota, Metazoa, Arthropoda, Insecta, Coleoptera, Chrysomelidae. The record is from RefSeq and is a predicted model, not a curated record. Gene Ontology annotation, cellular component: actin filament. Gene Ontology annotation, biological process: actin filament organization; muscle contraction. The transcript is spliced from 10 exons. The coding region runs from base 672 to 1526 and encodes 284 amino acids.
AACCUAAACAAAACAGGCAAAUGUGCGCUAAUUAUCGAAUAUUCUCGACCCAACGUUGACAAAAAGUCUUUUAAAGAAGAAUUUAGACACUUAUCAAGAUGAAACGUUCGAUAUAAAGUAUAACACGACGUGGUUUUCGGUUGUUUUAUGACACAUUUGUUUUUUUUUACUAUAUAUGGUAUAAAUUGAACGACAUUCAAGGUCGUUGCGAAUGACUCCUUAUUUAUUGAAUAAUCACGAUUUGUUUGUACACAUUUUCAAUUGAAAGUUGUGGUUGAUGACCGUCAUUCAAGGCUGCGUUUCAUAUCCCAAUCUAAGAAGUAAAGACAAAUGUCCGGAACAAUUAGUUGUUAGAACUUAUAACAUUUUUAGAAUCGCUCUAAGCGACCGCAAAUUUUCUUCGGUAUCCGCAUUUAGCAUCGUCAAGAGGGUGGGUAGUAUCUUCUCCGCGACGGCCGUCGUCGUCGUCGGUCUAUUCUUGGAGGUAGUGGGGACGCACGGCCACGAUAAGCGCCCGGUAAGGAGCCAAACGUAAACUGAUAGCACCUCCGUGGUUCGUAAGUCAUAACGUUCGACUUUAGUCGCUCCGAGACCGUGUCCAGUGUCAACGGGUAACUCGUACUUUGGGGUUUUUUUGAAUAUCGUACGCGCGAAACUAAUAUUCAUCCAACAUGGACGCGAUCAAGAAGAAGAUGCAAGCGAUGAAGCUUGAAAAAGAUAACGCGUUAGACCGCGCCGCCCACAACGAACAACUUGCCAAAGAUGCCAAUCUACGUGCCGAAAAGGCCGAAGAAGAAGCUCGUUCUCUUCAAAAGAAAAUCCAGACUAUUGAGAAUGACCUCGACCAAACACAAGAACAACUCACUCAAGUUAAUGGAAAACUUGAGGAAAAAGAAAAGGCCCUCCAGAACGCUGAAUCUGAAGUAGCCGCGCUCAAUCGUCGUAUUCAAUUAUUGGAAGAGGAUUUGGAACGUUCCGAGGAACGUUUAGCCACAGCUACAGCUAAAUUGGCGGAAGCCUCGGCGGCCGCCGAUGAAAGCGAAAGGAUACUCAAAGCAUUAGAAAAUAAAACAAAUAUGGAAGACGACAGGGUGUCUCAUUUGGAACAGCAGCUGACACAAGCGAAACUAAUAGCGGAGGAAGCUGAUAAAAAAUACGAAGAGGCCGCUCGGAAAUUGGUUUUGAUGGAACAAGACCUCGAAAGGGCGGAAGAAAGGGCCGACCACAGCGAACACAAAAUUGUAGAACUUGAAGAAGAACUUCGUGUAGUAGGAAACAACUUGAAAUCCCUCGAAGUAUCUGAGGAAAAAGCCAAUCAACGCGAAGAAGAAUACAAAAAUCAAAUAAAGAACUUGACCACUCGCCUAAAGGAGGCUGAAGCUAGAGCCGAAUUUGCUGAACGUUCAGUCCAGAAACUCCAAAAGGAAGUCGACAGAUUAGAAGACGACCUUUUGCUGGAAAAAGAAAAGAACAAAAUGCUCGCUGAUGAGAUGGAGGCUACUUUGCACGAUAUCCAAAAUAUGUAAAAAAAAAAAUUAUCACACGUAUAUACACAAAAAAUUGUAAAACACCGAGAUAAAAAAAAAGGCCGGCCUUCACUAACGCAUUCCCGUCUAAGAUUUUGCAUUCCAUUAAACGGAUAAAUCACUCGAUUUAAUUUUCUUUUUUGUUUUUUUUUCUGGAAAAAUCACCCCCACUCCGCCCCCCACCGGUCGAAAAUUAAUUUUCAAAUGCCAUUUUUUCGAUAUAAAUUUUUUAUUGGAUUAAAUUAUUCAUAUGCUGAAUUACGAAAUUUUCAAUACGGUGUUGCCGAAGCGUGAAAAAAUGAUGGAGAUUCAAAGAAAAAAUUUGAAUACGAAAUUAUUUUCUAUUAUUCAAAUUAUUCGUUUGCCGAUUAAAUUGUUGGAAAUUGUGUUGAAAAAUGAAAAAAAAAACGAAAUUUCUUAUACAGCGUUGUCUAAAUGUUGGAAAAAAAGUGAUAUUUAAAGAAAAAUACAAAUUGAAAAGUUUAUAUUUAAAUUUACGAAUAUUUUUCAUUUAAUUGAAUUUACCUAUUCAAAUGACGAAUAAAUUUGUGCAAAAAUUGUGUUAAAACAAGAAAAAAUACGAAAAUUCGUAACGCGGUGUUGCCAAAAUGUCGAAAAUAAUUGAGAUUCAAAGAAAGUUUAGUUUUUUCAAUUAGAUUUAUUCAAAUUAUCAAUUUUCCGUGAAAAAUUACGUUAAAACAAGAAAAAAUUCGUAACGCGGUGUUGCCAAAAUGUCAAAAAUAAUCGAGAUUCAAAGAAAGUUUAGUUUUCAAUAUAAUUUAUUCAAAUUAUCAAUUUUCGGUGAAAAAUUACGUUAAAACAAGAAAAAAUACGAAAAUUCGUAACGCGGUGUUGCCAAAAUGUCAAAAAUAAUCGAGAUUCAAAGAAAGUUUUUUUUUUUAAUAAAAUUUAUUCAAAUUAUCGAUUUUCCGUAAAAAAUUACGUUAAAACAAGAAAAAAUUCGAAAAUUCGUAACGCGGUGUUGCCAAAGUGUCAAAAAUAAUCGAGAUUCAAAGAAAGUUUAGUUUUCAAUAUAAUUUAUUCAAAUUAUCAAUUUUCGGUGAAAAAUUACGUUAAAACAAGAAAAAAUACGAAAAUUCGUAACGCGGUGUUGCCAAAAUGUCAAAAAUAAUCGAGAUUCAAAGAAAGUUUUUUUUUUAAUAAAUUUUAUUCAAAUUAUCGAUUUUCCGUAAAAAAUUACGUUAAAACAAGAAAAAAUUCGAAAAUUCAUAACGCGGUGUUGCCAAAAUGUCAAAAAUAAUCGAGAUUCAAAGAAAGUUUUUUUUUUAAUAAAAUUUAUUCAAAUUAUCGAUUUUCCGUAAAAAAUUACGUUAAAACAAGAAAAAAUUCGAAAAUUCGUAACGCGGUGUUGCCAAAAUGUCAAAAAUAAUCGAGAUUCAAAGAAAGUUUUUUUUUUAAUAAAAUUUAUUCAAAUUAUCAAUUUUCCGUGAAAAAUUACGUUAAAACAAGAAAAAAUUCGAAAAUUCCUAACGCGGUGUUGCCAAAAUAUCAAAAAUAAUCGAGAUUCAAAGAAAGUUUUUUUUUAAUAAAAUUUAUUCAAAUUAUCAAUUUUCGAUGUAAAAUUACGUUAAAACAAGAAAAAAUACGAAAAUUCGUAACGCGGUGUUGCCAAAGUGUCAAAAAUAAUCGAGAUUCAAAGAAAGUUUUUUUUUUUAAUAAAAUUUAUUCAAAUUAUCGAUUUUCCGUAAAAAAUUACGUUAAAACAAGAAAAAAUUCGAAAAUUCGUAACGCGGUGUUGCCAAAAUGUCAAAAAUAAUCGAGAUUCAAAGAAAGUUUUUUUUUUAAUAAAAUUUAUUCAAAUUAUCAAUUUUCCGUGAAAAAUUACGUUAAAACAAGAAAAAAUUCGAAAAUUCCUAACGCGGUGUUGCCAAAAUAUCAAAAAUAAUCGAGAUUCAAAGAAAGUUUUUUUUUAAUAAAAUUUAUUCAAAUUAUCAAUUUUCGAUGUAAAAUUACGUUAAAACAAGAAAAAAUACGAAAAUUCGUAACGCGGUGUUGCCUAAAUUUGAAAAAAAAUCUGCUUUGAAAAAAAUUCAAAUACGAAAUUGCGAAAUUUUUCCAACAAAAUUAUUUAACUCAUUCAUUUCCCGUAUAAAUUGAAAAAAAAAUUGUGUAAAAGCAAAAGAAUACUAAAUACAGUGUUGCCUAAGUAUUUGAAAAUAUUGAGAUUUAAUGAAAAAAUUCAAAUACGACAUUUUAUGUUAUUUUUCCAAUUCAAUUACCAAUUUUCCGUAAAAAAUUAUGAGAUUUAAAGAAAAAUUCAAAUUUUUUGUUCCAAACCGAUAAAUUCGUAAUUAUUUCAAAAAAAAAUGACACAAAUUAUUGAAAUUCACGUCGAGGUUGAUAUAAAACAACUUUUACGAUGAUAACGUCAUUUUUUACAAAUUGUUUGGCGGCAAUAUACAAAAAACGAAUUUAUAUCCAAAAAAUGGCAUUUAAAAGACGCGAAAAUAAUUAUUGGUGCUUAGAUAUCCGUAUUAGCUUUGUUUGUAUUUAAAGAGGCGUUGAUCUCUGAAUUAUUGCAAUAUCUGUAGGAUCAACACUGCCAUUGGUCGAAAGUUACUUCUUCGGUUGAAAAAAAUAAAAAAAUAUUUAUCGGUUCAUAAUUUUGUAUAUUGUACAUUUUUAUACAUUAGCGAAUUUUUGUAAUGCAAAUAAAUUUGCGAAUUUUUUUUUAAUCGAUUCUUCCAAGCAAGCGGCGAUUCAACUUCUCGUCGAAACGUAUAUUUGAAGAAUCUUUUUUCUUAACAAAAAAAAAAUUCGUAUAUUUAAUAUUCCUUGUUCAUAAAGGACCCAUCCACGACGUUCGAUUUCUAUUAAUUUAUUUUUAUUAUUGUUUAAUUUAAGUAAAAAAAUUCGCUCUAGAAAAAAAAGGGUUUCGGUGACAGUUAUUGAUUUGGUUCCUUUAUUCACAAGUUUGUUCUUUUCGUACGAGUUUUUUCUUUCAAAUAAUUAUUAAUUAAAUUAUGAAGUCUAGCCUAAAAGCCUGUUUAUAUUCUAAUAUUUACUAUGUAUUUUAUUUAGUUAUAUAAAAAAAAUUUUAAUUCAAU